AUGAGAGAUGUUUCUGAGGUAAUGAAGAAGCAGGCCACUCUUAACAUAGGAACGAUUGGACAUGUUGCACAUGGAAAGUCAACGAUUGUGAAAGCGAUAAGUGGUGUGAGCACAAUCAAAUUCAAGGCUGAGCUUGAGAGGAACAUCACGAUCAAGCUAGGGUAUGCGAAUGCAAAGAUAUACAAGUGUGAUUAUAAGUGUGCAAGGCCGAACUGCUACCAGUCGUUUAGCAGCUCUACGCCUGACGAGCUGCCGUGCAAGAACUGUGGGGGAGUUCUUAGGCUUGUACGGCAUGUGUCUUUUGUGGAUUGCCCAGGGCAUGAUGUGUUGAUGGCGACUAUGCUUAAUGGGACUGCAAUAAUGGAUGCAGUGCUGCUUGUGAUUGCGGCGAAUGAGCCAUGCCCUCAGCCACAGACGAUUGAGCAUUUGUUUGCGGUGGAGAUAAUGAACUUGAAGAAGAUGCUUGUUGUGCAGAACAAGAUAGAUCUUGUUUCUCGAGAGCAGGCGCUUGAGCAGCAUGAGCAGAUCCAGAAGUUUCUGAAGACAUCGAAUGUAUCUGGGCCUGUGGUUCCGACGGCAGCACAGGUUGGAGUGAAUAUUCCUGCGAUUCUUGACUUUAUUGUGAACUAUAUCCCCGAGCCAGUCAGGAACGACAAGGCGCAUCCCAAAAUGGUGGUGAUCAGGAGCUUUGAUGUGAACAGGCCAGGAACGUAUGUGAGGGAUUUGUGUGGAGGGGUUAUUGGAGGCAGUCUGGUUACUGGCUUGCUGAAGACUGGGGAUGAGAUUGAGAUAAGGCCUGGGCUGGUGACGAAGAAUGGGAGUAAGUUUGUGUGCAAGCCGUUUGUCUCGAAGGUGGUUUCAUUGAAGGCUGAGAGCACUUCUCUUGAGGAAGCAUGCCCUGGAGGACUUAUAGGAGUCGGGACCACGAUGGAUCCGUUUUUCUGCAAGGCUGAUAAGCUAGUUGGGCAGGUAAUGGGGCAUCUAGGGCACCUGCCGUCGAUAUUGUGCGAGAUAGAUGUUGACUACAAGCUGUUCCAGAAGACAAGUGUUCAAGGCAGCACAAAGCUAAAAAAUGGCGAGCAGGUUCUAGUGAACAUAGGAAGUACGACUACGGGAGGAGUGAUCCGAGCGAUUGGCGAAGAGAUGCUUUCGCUUGAUCUUGUGAAGCCUGCAUGCUGUGAGAUUGGAGAAAGAAUAGCGAUUUCCAGGAAAGUCCAAGGGCAUUGGCGACUGAUGGGGCAUGGAGAAGUAAAGAAUGGAAAGACAGUAGAGCCCGUGUAUGACAAUUAA
This is a messenger RNA of Ordospora pajunii, 1290 nucleotides long. Its product is annotated as eukaryotic translation initiation factor 2. The coding region runs from base 1 to 1290 and encodes 429 amino acids. The record is from RefSeq and is a predicted model, not a curated record. Gene Ontology annotation, cellular component: eukaryotic translation initiation factor 2 complex; cytosol. The transcript has a single exon. Lineage: Eukaryota; Fungi; Microsporidia; Ordosporidae. Gene Ontology annotation, molecular function: GTP binding; GTPase activity; tRNA binding. Gene Ontology annotation, biological process: formation of translation preinitiation complex.